CACCUGCUAUAAACAAAAUCUUCGCAACGGACCAAAAAAAUCCAGGAAUAUGAACUGGGAAAACAAGUUUUCCUCUAUACUUCGUGAAACAGAGUCAAAUCUAUCAAAGGCUAAGAGAAAGCUAUAUACCCCAAAACAUGGUUACCCGGAUCUGACAAGCAGAGGCUUCAGUAGUUCCCUUCCAAUGAGGCGUGCGUCCUCGCUGUUAGACAUGUCUGGGUAUGUCCCGGUGAUGACCAGUACCCCCCAGCUGGCUGCCCCACCCCAAACAUCUAUCACCUCAUCUCAACUUGUCAGCUCCUUACAAGAAAAGAUGGAGCAACAGAACAGGCUAAUUGAUCAGUUGAUGCAGAUGGUUAACAAACUUGAAACAGACAGAAACAACUACAGUGAACAAAUGAGGGAUGUCCGAGAUCAGUUAUAUCACCUGAGAACUCACAACCCAAAGCCUGACAGAGGUCUGGACGUGGAAAACAAAAUCGAUCAACUGCGACGAGACUUACAAAGUGAGAUUAAUAGCAUACACAUCCAGCUACAGCGAAACUCAGUGGACCAUACAAUACAGAGGGACAUCAGGGAUUUAAAAAAUAAUGUCCAGGAUGACCUUGACCUGAUGAGGAGAGACAUAGACAUACUGAAGUCUAGGAUUGGUAAAGUAGAAAAUGAAGUAUCAUCUGUUGUGAAAAACAGGAGGGGUGUGUCACAGUAUGAGAAGGGACAAAGUCAUCAGCCUUCCUUAACUUCAACUGCGGACACUUGGGGUAGAGUCCGGGACCAGUACCAGAUACAAGACCUUAGGUCCACUGUGUCAUCAUUGAAAAACAAGGUGGAUAAUUUGGAGUACUCUGUAGGGAGUGGCUCAGUGACACCGAAACAGAAAUACACAUCCCACAGCGGGGUACACACCCCUCUAUACAUCAACGCAAAAUCCUCCACUCUCUAUGAUAAUGGUUAUAAAUCAGAACAAUCUGUAAACAGUGUAAUGGACCUAGAUGACCUUGACCUCUCUGAUGAUGAUGAAAGUACAGACUUUGAGAUGUUUAACCCUCAGAAAGCCCAAAUCAGCUCUACUUUAGUGGACUCAGAUGAAGACAUUAACCUCUCUGACCUUGACCUUAGUGAUGAUGACCCCUUGGUGUUGUGAUAUUUUACAUAUUUCUCUUGCCUAAUUCAUAUACGUAUGUACUUUGUACUCCUGUCAAUUAUUUGUAGUGCAUUUAUUUCAUAUUAUUAAAAAUACAUGUAGUAAAUAUACAUGUAAAAUACUGUUUA
Saccostrea cuccullata (small rock oyster) is the source of this 1272-nucleotide messenger RNA. RefSeq lists its product as uncharacterized. NCBI's taxonomy places the organism in Eukaryota, Metazoa, Mollusca, Bivalvia, Ostreida, Ostreidae. The transcript is spliced from 11 exons. The record is from RefSeq and is a predicted model, not a curated record. Bases 50 to 1144 code for a protein of 364 amino acids.